Anopheles stephensi (Asian malaria mosquito) is the source of this 1060-nucleotide messenger RNA. RefSeq lists its product as uncharacterized. The coding region runs from base 208 to 891 and encodes 227 amino acids. The record is from RefSeq and is a predicted model, not a curated record. The transcript has 3 exons. NCBI's taxonomy places the organism in Eukaryota, Metazoa, Arthropoda, Insecta, Diptera, Culicidae.
CAGCUGUAAGAUGGCCAACCAACAAGCAGGUUUGUUGACGUUCUUGCGGAGGUGAAAAUUAAUGCACAAAAGGCUGCACAUCUACACCAUUGAAUCAACAGUAAAGUGUGAUUAGAACGCUAGUUUAUAGUUAGGCGAGAUCUGCUCACUGGUCAUGCUCGAUCGAUCAGUCAUGAUUCGGUCGGUUGGUUGGCUGGUGCGUCCGGAAUGAAGCUUUCUCCGCAGCAGCAGCAGCCCUUGCUGCUGGUGGGAUUGAUUGUGCUAUGGGCUACUAGCUUGCAGGCGUACAGUAACGUUACCGAAACUAGUGAGAUUGCUUCCGAACAUGGCCGGUCGAAACGUACGCUAGUAUACACCUUCAACAGUUGUGCUGGGGUCUUGUUUGCCCUAUCCAUUCCACUGCUGAUUACCGGCCGGAACAUAUUCAUGUCAUACAACUUUGAGGCGAACUACAACAUGGCCACAGACAGUACCGACUUUACACAGGGCAUCUUGAAGAAAGGAGACAACGAUCAGAUACACGAAGCUGAGGCACGAAAGGCACGCGACACCGCACGCCCGGUCGUUCCCACCCCGAAACGAUCGAGCAUAAGCAGGAAAAAAAUCUACCGAGCUAUCGAGCUCAACUUGCAGCGUUAUGGAUUUGCCGGCAAGCGGUGUAUAUUGAGGAUGAUCUGCGAUCUGGCAGACGCACCGCUGCAUCACGAAAACGGUGUGCUGGGGGAUGUGUUGCAAUUGAUAUUUACCCCAUCUCUUUCCGAAGACGAAAAUCUACCGAGUGAGUUUGGCCGUGCAGAAGAGUUGGGACGGGAGCACAACAAUUGUACCAAAUAUCGAGCUCACUGUCCCGCAAACCCGAUCGAUCUGGUAACCAUUGUGCUGGGUCAGUGAAGAAACCCCAAGUGGCGAGGAACGGUUGCUGUACGACUGAUUGUUUUUAAAUAAAUUUAGGCGUUGUUGUAAAAUGAAUGUUGUUUUAAAAUAAUGUAUGAUACUAUGCUUCACUAGCUCCGAUCGAUAUUGAUGCAACUGUACAGUUUCCAGAAUGGCUAGUAAAAAU